UCAGUUUCAGUCGAGCUUCUCCAGUCGUCGUGUUCAGUUGGCGAGAGCGCAGACCCCUUGUCGAAAUUCCGACUUAUUGCGCAGAUUAAGCGCCGUGCGGAUCACAUUACGAGCAGACGAGCUGCCAUAAUACAUAAUACGUUGUGCUUGAGUGAAGAGUAAGGAGAGAGGAGUGAAGCGUGCAUAGUGAAGAGUGAAGAGUGAAGGGCGAAGGAACGGCGUGCGUAGACUCAAUUGACCUGUUUUCUGUUUAACUGCGUUUCAAUUAGACAUCGCCAAGGAAAUGCUGUGGCUUGACAGCAGAAAGCCAUGUCGCCACUAGUUGUUAGCCAGUGCAGAGUGCAAAGCUAAGCUACCCCUAAAACGAAUAUACGUGUGUUCUGCAAAAUGCCAAAGGAGAGCAAGGAAAUGCGAUCGAGCCUCGAGGCGGAGGCGAGCUGCGAUGGGCUGUCAACUGCCAAUGUCGUAGGAGGAGGCAAGCAGCUGCUGCUGCUGCUGCUACUGCUGCUGGCGCUCUUAAUGAACACAUCCUGUGUGGCGUGCGCGCGCGAUCAUCGUAAACAGACAAAUCUGGAGGCCAAAGUCGGCUCGCAUGUUGUUUUCAAUUGCUAUAUAGACUUCCCAUACGACUCGCCCAUACCUUACAUUGUCCACUGGAGCAAAGACAACAAAAAGAUCUUUACUUGGUAUGAAAAUGAGACAUCCACAAAUGAGCUAUUCAACGGGCGACUGCACCUGGUCAGCCAGCCAGGUGAAUUCGGCAGGGCCUCGAUCAAUCUGACUGCCAUACGCGAGUCUGACCAGGGCUGGUACCACUGCCAGAUCAUCUUCCCCAAUCGGUCGCCCAGCGUGCGCAACAACGGCACGCGCUAUCAUCUGGCCGUGCAGGGCGGCUCCCUGAUCAAAAUUCCGCCCGUGAACCAGACCAUUAUGGAGGGCCAGACGGCGUUCUUCCACUGCGUGAUGAAGUAUCCGGACAGCUCGCAGGCCUCCUGGUACAAGGAUGGGGUUCUGCUGCAGGAGGUGCAGGACCUGGUCCGUCGCUCCUUCAUGGGACCCGACGGCAGCCUCAGCAUCGACCCGACCAUGAUGAGCGACCUGGGCGAGUACGAGUGCAAGGUGCGAAGCAACGAAGGCGAACUGCAAACGGCCAAGGCCUUUCUCAACAUUCAAUAUAAGGCCAAGGUGAUUUAUGCACCGCCCGAGGUUUACCUGCCCUACGGUCAGCCGGCCGUGCUCGACUGCCAUUUCCGCGCGAAUCCGCCGCUGAAGAACCUGCGGUGGGAGAAGGACGGCCUGCUAUUCGACUCGUACAACGUGCCCGGGGUGUUCUACAAGAUGAACGGCAGCCUGUUCUUCUCCAAGGUGAACGAGAACUAUGCUGGCAGCUACACCUGCACGCCCUACAACGACCUCGGCACGGACGGGCCCUCGCCCAUCAUUAGCGUAAUUGUGCUGCGCCCACCCAUAUUCAGCGUGACACCGAAGGCGAUUUACAUACAGAAGCUGGGCGAGACGGCCGAGCUGCCCUGCGAAGCCAUCGACCGGGACGGAAACAAUCGCCCCACCAUUGUGUGGAGUCGGAAAGAUGGCCUGGCACUGCCAGCGGAGCGGCACAGCUUUAGCGGCGGCAAUUUGACCAUCACGAACCUGGUCGAGACGGACCGGGGCAUAUAUGAGUGCUCGGCGACCAAUGAAGCUGCAACAAUAACUGCCGAAGCCGAAUUGAUGAUUGAGAACACGGCGCCACGCCCACCCUACAACCUGACGGCGAAUAGCACGGAGAACUGCAUUACCAUACGCUGGCAGCCAGGGUAUCUACGACCCAACCUUGAGUACACCGUCUGGUACCGCCUCAGCGAUGCCCCGGAAUGGCGCACGCUGCGCGUUCUCGAAAAGACCCAGAUGGAGGCCACUGUGCAGCACCUGCUGCCUGGACGAGAAUACGAAUUCAUGGUACUUAGCCAGGACAAAUAUGGAGAUGGCAUGUUCAGUAAGCCGUUCCGUUUCCAAACGAAACCACCGCCACAAGGGUCAGAGCUAGAUGCACAGCAAUUGCAGCACCAACAGAGUCGCCAAUCGACCAUUGGGGGACUGGGUGCACCCUGGAACCUGAGUGUGCUGAGCACCCCUCAGGGCUGGCUGCUGCACUGGGAGCAUCCGACAGUGGGGCUCGACACGCUGCGCCACUAUUCCGUGCGCUGGUGGAAAGAACCGGAGCAUUUCCUCAUUGGGACAGCUGAGACCUUCGACAACUUCUAUCAGCUGCGAUAUCUAAAGGAAGACGUCUCCUUCAAGAUACAAGUGCUCGCGGUCGGGGCUGAGAACCAAGAAGUCGCUAGUCCCGAGCUAUUUCUCGAAGUGCCCUCGCAGCGCAAAGUGCGGGCUCUGAUAAUUGGCAGCUCGGUGGGCAUUAUAUUUCUACUCUGCGCUCUGUGUGCUUUUUUAUACGUGAAACGUAGCUGCCUCCUCCAUCUGUUUGCCCGGAGCAACGUCAAUGAAGGAGCCAGCUGCGACGAGGACACAGCCGAGAGCGGCGACUGCGACAGCGACCAAGAGCGAGACAGCAACAAAAUACGCACCGCCUCCUGAGAGAUGCAGAUCACGUGGAUCUUCCAGCAGGGCAGCAGAAAGUCAAAGCAACACUUGACCCAGGACGAUGAUGGGAACGAUGGGGAGGAGCAUGGAUUGUAGAAUAACACUUUUGCCGAUGAUUUACAAUACUGAUUUAUAAUUUAUUUCUAGUUUCUAAUUGUAAAAAUAAAAUCUACUAAUUUCUUAAUGUAAUGU
Molecule: messenger RNA, 2790 nt
Organism: Drosophila arizonae
Lineage: Eukaryota; Metazoa; Arthropoda; Insecta; Diptera; Drosophilidae
Gene: bdl
Product: borderless
Molecular function (GO): protein binding
Source: RefSeq, a predicted model, not a curated record